Cuscuta campestris is the source of this 1622-nucleotide messenger RNA. Lineage: Eukaryota; Viridiplantae; Streptophyta; Magnoliopsida; Solanales; Convolvulaceae. The record is from the annotation of a GenBank genome assembly.
UCAGCAUCAUUAUCUUCUUCUUCUUCACGAGUCUUUGAUUCUUAUUUCCAUACGCAGGAAUUCGAUUCCCACACCAAUAUAAUCUCCGGCGUCUACGAGUAAUAAUUUCCACAAAGGGGAAUAAAGAUAUCUGCUCCGAUCUCAGAAGGAAGAAGAAUGGCAGACAAGCCAAGCAGAGGUCUCGUAGUGUACGGAGACGGGUUGACCCGAUCCGUUAACCCAUCUCAUACUCAUCUCCAUUCUCUCGCUUCUCGAGCCUGCUGCGGCUUCCUCUCCCUCCCUCACUCUCCUCCUUCAGAAAAUGAGGAUGCAAGAAUAGUUAGAGAAUUUGCAGAGCUACUUGAUUCAAGUGAAGCUUAUAAUACAAUGAAUGAACAAGACUCUUCUGAAGCAGGAUCUCAGAAGACCUUUCUAGGGCCAAUUAUUUCUCAGAGGUUCGCAGGGAUGAAAUCUGCUAUUGCUACUAACAAUUCAAGCUUGACUGCGUUCUGCAAUCACAUCGGCUUCACCAUUUUGCAGCCAGAAUGUGUAGUUCGUGACAACCCACAUGCAUUGUCAUUGGAAUUGCUGAAGUUACUAGGGUUUCAAGAUGGAACGGCUUCGGAAACGAGCCAGUUUGAUUUGGUUGUUCUCCAUGUUGAAGAGGAUGGCAUAGAAGAUGUUGAUGGUGUGUUAGGUGAGUUAAUGAAAUUGGCACAACCUGGGACUGAGGUUGGGUCCCGGUUGCACCUAUCCGUCGUUCUGAGCUUUGGGAAUGUUUCAAACGACGACCAUUCUAGAUUUUCCAUUAUCGAUAAUAGGCACGAGAGUAAUUCAGAGCUUCGUAUGUUGUACCCGUGCCAGAGCUAUACAACGAAAGGUGGGAAACCUCGAGAGAACGUUAGACAGCAUUGCCCGAUGUUAGUCGCCCAAUGGCAAGACGGUGUGACUCGAAAGGAUGAGGUCAGAGCAUUUUCCUUUCAGGAUUUUAAAGAGGACUCUGGAAAUCUUGUGAUUCCAGCUGACAGAUUCCUGCAUGAAUUGGCAUUUAAGCUUUGGAAAGCUCCAAAAUAUGGAGCAUGAACAUCUCUCUCUCUUUCAUCUGGAGCACCACGGUUCUUUUGACAUUCGUGAUCAAUGUAAGAAUAAGAUAUUGGGUUCAUUUUAGGUCCCUACAUUGUUUUGUUUAAUUUAUCAUCGAAGUCGUUUCUUCCCUCCCUAACACCUUCUCAAACCCCCACCCCCAGUUUACCCCUUGCACCCACCCCUCCCGGCCCGCAGUGGAUUGUCAUCCAAAGAAGGGGAGACCUGGGGGAGGGGCUGGGCUGGGGUGCAGGGGACGGGCAAGCUAGGUAGGGGAGGGGGUUAGAAAUUACUUCUUGGUCCAAGAGAGCGUUCUAAGUUCUAACACCCUCAAAUGGACCCAAAUCACCCAAUGAUAUAUAUGACAUUGGUCACCAAUGUCAAAUGAAUUCAGUCGCAUUUCAUUUUUUUUGUUGUUGCAAAAUAACGCGUUGUCAAUGAAAACGGAAUCUUUUAAUAACACUUAUGUAUGAUUAAAUUUUGGCAUCUUAAUUAAUUUAUGUAGCAAAGUUUUACAAUGUGUAUGUAUAGCUGAAGUGCCAUUUAUACUGUCCUGUUUG